Molecule: messenger RNA, 2950 nt
Organism: Heteronotia binoei (common prickly gecko)
Lineage: Eukaryota; Metazoa; Chordata; Lepidosauria; Squamata; Gekkonidae
Gene: TRIM32
Product: tripartite motif containing 32
Exons: 2
Coding region: 133-2079 (648 amino acids)
Molecular function (GO): protein binding; zinc ion binding
Source: RefSeq, a predicted model, not a curated record
ACCCUGGGAGUUGCUGCUGCACACAAAAUACAACAGGGCUUGGUUGGAUGCCUCUGCAGAAAAUCCACCCAGAACAAGGACUGGAAAGGACUGGCGAUAAAUGCAACUAGCCUUGCUUCAUCUGCAAAGGCCAUGGCCGCUGCCCCUCACCUCAACUCGGAUGCGCUUCGAGAAGUCCUGGAAUGCCCCAUUUGCAUGGAAUGCUUUACUGAGGAGCACCUGAGGCCUAAGCUGCUGCACUGUGGGCAUACUAUCUGCAAGCAGUGCCUGGAGAAGCUCCUUGCCAACAGCAUCAACGGGAUACGCUGCCCCUUCUGUAGCAAAAUCACCAGGAUCACGAACCUGGCUCAACUGACGGACAACCUAACCGUGCUGAAGAUCAUCGACACUGCGGGGCUCAAUGAAACUGUUGGUAUGCUCAUGUGCAAAGCGUGCGGCCGGCGGCUCCCCAAGCACUUCUGCAAGACCUGCGGGCUGGUCCUGUGUGAGCCGUGCAAGGAGGCUGAACAUGCGCAACAGGGGCACGGGGUGGUUGCGAUCAAAGAGGCAGCUGACGAAAGGAGGAGGGAGUUUGGGGCGAAGCUUGGGCGGCUGCGGGAGUUGAUGGGAGACCUUCAGAAAAGGAAGGUGUGUCUGGAGGGGGUUUCGAAAGACUUGCAAGGGAGGUACAAAGGAGUCCUGCAGGAUUACAGCAAAGAGGAGCGCAAGAUUCAAGAGGAGCUGGCCAGAUCUCGCAAGUUCUUCACCAGCUCCCUCUCCGAAGUGGAGAAAGUGAAUAACCAGAUCAUGGAGGAGCAGGCUUACUUGCUGAACAUCGCAGAGGUGCAGAUAGUGUCCCGGUGCGACUACUUCCUUGCUAAAAUUAAACAGGGGGACAUAGCCCUUUUAGAGGAGGAGGGAGAUGAGGAGGAGCCCGAGCUGAUGAACAGCCUUCCGAAAGAACUGACCCUGCAAGAGGUGGAGCUCCUCAAGGUGGGCCACGUUGGGCCGCUGCAAAUUGGGCAAGUGGUGAAAAAGCCUCGGAGCAUCAAUGUGGAGGAAUCGCUGAUGGAGACAGCUGCGUCAGUCUCUGUGUCCUUUAGGGAGCCGGAAGUGGUUCAAGAAGAAACCAGCUCACUGCCAAAUUGUUCUUCCCCGGUCAAGCCAAGGAUGACAGAAGCGGCUGCCAGUAUACAGCAGUGUCACUUCCUCAAAAAGAUGGGCUCCAAAGGGAGCACCCCGGGGAUGUUUAAUCUCCCCGUCAGUGUGCACGUGACCCCGCAAGGGGAGGUACUCGUGGCAGACCGCGGCAACUUCCGAAUUCAAGUCUUCACCCGCAAGGGCUUCCUGAAGGAGAUCCGGCGAAGUCCCAGCGGCAUCGACAGCUUUGUGCUUAGCUUCCUUGGGGCUGACCUGCCCAACCUAACUCCCUUGUCCGUCACUAUGAACUGCCACGGGUUGAUUGGUGUGACGGACAGUUAUGAUAAUUCUGUCAAGGUGUACACGAUGGAGGGACACUGCAUAGCAUGCCACAGGAGUCAGCUUAGCAAGCCGUGGGGGAUCACAGCUCUGCCUUCGGGACAGUUUGUGGUGACGGAUGUGGAAGGGGGGAAGCUUUGGUGUUUUACCGUCGACCGUUGCGUCGGGAUCGUGAAAUACAGCUGCUUGUGCAGCGCAGUCCGCCCAAAGUUUGUCACUUGUGACACGGAAGGGACCAUUUACUUCACUCAAGGACUGGGCCUGAACCUUGAAAAUCGCCAACACGAGCACCAUUUGGAAGGAGGGUUUUCCAUCGGUUCUGUUGGCCCAGACGGGCAGCUGGGACGGCAGAUCAGCCACUUCUUCUCGGAGAACGAGGACUUCAGAUGCAUUGCUGGGAUGUGCGUGGAUGCGCGGGGCGAUCUGAUUGUGGCGGACAGCAGCCGUAAAGAAAUCCUGCAUUUCCCCAAAGGAGGCGGCUAUAACAUCCUAAUCCGAGAAGGGCUCACGUGCCCUGUCGGCAUUGCCAUCACUCCCAAGGGGCAGCUGUUAGUUCUGGACUGUUGGGAUCACUGCAUUAAGGUCUACAGUUACCAUCUGAGGAGGUAUUCCACUCCGUAGGAGGAAGCUGGGCCUCUUCUUACAGGAUCCCUCAGCAGGCUGACUGACACCAGUGCCAUAUUUCCAAACAGACUGCCACCGUGGCUGUCGUCUUUUGUGCGUGUUUAGAAGAAAAAAGUAGAAUGUGUGUGUGUGUGGGUUUCCCCCUCUUAAAUGCAAUGAAGUGCAACUCCUUGACAAGUGAAGAGAGUUGGGGGCGAGCAUAACGCACGCAGACACCCCCGGACCACCAGACCCUCCACCUUCCAGUCACUGCAUGUUGAUUCUGCAAUAAGCUCUCGAGGACUGGCUCCUUCCACACGAGACUCCGUUACGUGGCCUUCUCGUCGCAGCCGUCGGCGGCACUGUUCUGCAGUCCGACCCCUCUGGAUUUUCUAAUUAUAUUGUUGUAGCCAAUCCUGUCACAAGAGCAUCGGUAGAGCUGCUGUAUAGAAGCAAAUACAACACUCCCUACCCCCAUCCUAUAGUGACCUAGUUAUCUUUCUGGUGUCGACCGAGUCCUGCCAUGCAAACACGGUCCAUUUUACCCGAUGUGAAGCACGCCUGCUGCCGUUAAGGAAAACAGACUUGAAGCAGAGAACUGCUUUUCUGGUAGCAGCAGAGACCUUCCCCCCCACCCCAUUGAUAACCCCGGGCAUUUGUUGCAAUCAGCCUGAGAAAGACAUCAAGGGGUUGCUUGGGGGGGGGGGGGGGGGACGGGGGACGUUGCACACGGUAGAAUUGAUUGUGGUUUGUUAUUUGAAACCGUGUUGUAUCUUGUCUGGAAAAUGUCUCGGAAGGUCAUGUUUCUAGUUGACGUGCCUCCAGGGGAGGGAGAAAUUGGGGUAAACAAGAUGAAAUGUGACAAAUUAUACGUCUACCUGUGCACCUU